CCGAUGGCGGCGGCCGCCCCGCUGGAGCCGGUGCGGGGAGCUCCGCCGGGCGGAGUAGGGUAGCGCUGGGCUGGCGGGCGCCCCGCGUCCCCCUGCGGGCCGGGGUGAGAGGAGGCCACAAUGCUGCUUCACCUGGUGGCCGAGUUUGACCUGCAGAGGGAUGUGGUCCCCUGGCUGGCGGCGCGGGGUUGGGCCGCCGCUCUAGAUACUUCUGAGAAUUCAUCAGCACUCUAUGUUGUAAAUGUUGAAAGAAAUGGGAAAAUUAUUUAUACCUGGAAGGGAAAUCAGAGAAAUACUCACAUUGGAUUGUAUGAUCUUCAAACUAAACAAAAUGAGCACCUCUAUGUGUUUGAGAGGGAUCUACGCAUAAUCAGUUGUUCAGUCAACAAUGAAAGGACAUUAUUGGCGGUCAGCUUCCGUCAGUAUACAGAAGAGAGAGUCAGUCAGCUAUUACAGUCAGUAUCCAAGUAUUUAACCUUGCUAAUUGAAAUUCAUCCCAUUAAUAAUCUGAGAGUCCUAAAAGCUGUGGAUAGCUGUGUUCAAGUACAGUUUCUUUAUCCAGUUGAAGGCAGAAAUACUUCUGCAGAAAGUCGCCUCUUGCUAGUCUCGGAAGAUAAAUAUAUCGAACAAUUUGAUAUUCAUGUUGUUGCAGAAGAAGAACACAAAGUGGUGAUUCAAAACUCAGGUCAGCUUCCAAGAGCCAGAGUUGCAGAUGAUCUCAUUUGGGCACAAUGGGAUAUGAUGGAACAAAGGCUCUUCUACAUUGUUCCAAAGGAAUCAAAGAGUACUUUAAAAUGUGUCCAGUUUUAUCCCGAUGAAAAUUUUAACUCAAUACUGGAAUCACACUUGGAUAUUCCUGUAAAUGAUACACAAUUUAAACUUGUAAAUUUUGGAUGCGAUUACUGUCAAGACCAAGAUGUUGCAUCUAAAUCUUUGAAUCUUCAGGUUUUUACAAGUAAAGCAGGAGGCUUGUGUGUGUGUUGUACUCUAGCCUGUGAUACUCCUGAUGAAAUAAUGUACUCCGUGUAUUUUUUACAUAAAGGUUACAACAAAACUUUUACAGUUUCUCUAGAAAGAACAGAAUCUCAUCAAUUGAAGGAAGUAGCUUUUAUGAAUCUUGACUAUUAUGUGGCUGCUUAUUUGCCUGGCCAGUUCCUGCACCUCUUGAAUAUUCAGCAUCCUGACCUGCUGUGCUAUAGUUUAUUUCUGACAGGUGAGGAUGCAAGAAUUGACAUGUUGCAAAACAUCUCCAUCCGAUCCCCACUUGUGUCAACGGUCUUGGAUUGCCGUGUAGGAAGCAUGUAUGCUGUGAGCAUCAGUGACAGUGCCUUACUACAGUUCCUACAGAACAGCAAACGAGACAGCGAAAGAUUGGCCGCUCUACAUUGUGCCCUGUUGUACUUCCGACACACAGAAGACUUGGAAAUGCAGAUUAUUUGGUGGAUUUCUGAGAACCUGUCAACAUGUCAUUCUUUUGAUCCCAUUCAAGAAUUUAUCAUUGCCUCCCUGUACUGCAGAAUGUGUCCAGAAACUCAAAACCUGGAUAAAAUUUUGCCCUACACUUCACUGCUUGACUGGAUUGGGACUAUCCCUGGAGUAACAUGUACAACAGACAUUAUUUCUUUACCUAUGUUAGUGUUCCAAAACUCCAGAGGCUUCUGGGAGAAACUCAACUCAAACUUGGAGAGUGUCAAGUAUGCAGAGCCACAGUUGCAUUACCGCAGUAAUGUGCUCAGGAGGGAGUGGCGUAACCUUUCGGAAGAGAGAGAGGACAGAACCACCACAGCGUAUUUGAGGAAUAUUUUUGAAAAUGCCAAAAAGGUGCUUUCUCAUCUGGAUGCUUGGGACUCUGAGGAAAGGCUAGUACCUCUCUUUCAAGAAGAGGAUUAUCAGCAGCAAUUACUAAUGGGACUGAUGGUUGCUCAGCUAAAGGAUCACCUUAUGAGACAUCUACAGUAUAUAGGAAAAAAGAAGAUUGACCAAAUAGUUUUGGAUUACGUUGCAAACCUGCUGAAUCUGGUACAUCGAAUAAUGAAAGAAGUUUGGAGGAGAUACCAGCUUCAUUCCUGCGUCUUCUGCUUUGACGAGAGAGGAAGUGCGGGAGAGUUUGCAGUGUUCCACAUCAUGAGUCGGAUUCUGGAAGCUGCAAAUGGCAUGUGUAUGCCUUUACCUCCUGGUUUUCACACUCUGCACUUGGGGCUUGGUGUUCGAUGUCUCCCUCUGCACACCCUCCUGCACUAUAUUGAUAACGGAGUCUUGCAUUUGACAGAAACAUGUGUCAGGAAAUUGCUGAAAGAUUUGGAUGACACUGAGAAGAAUGAAAAACUGAAGUUCAGUAUUGUCAUGAGGCUUCCCGAGGUUCUUGGUCAAAAGGUUCGUCAGUUUUGGAAUCACCCGAUAAAUGCUAAUUUCAUUGCACGGAAAUAUGUGAAACUUCUGCUUGAGAAGCUCGGGGACAGGCAGUGUAGCAGGCCUGUCCCUGAGAGACGCUCGGUCCCUGUAGAGUUUUUGCCGCUGAACUACCUGACUAAUGUGUUGGCAGAGAUAGAGGAUGAAGGUAUGAAUCCGUAUGAAAAACAAGACCAUGUUAACAUACGAUUUGUAGAGGAAACGGCACUCAAACACACUGUGACGCUUUUGGGCCUCGAACAUUCCUGAAAUAACAUGCUGUUGAAGACUGUCGAACUGUAGUGCUCAUAUAAAAGUAUACAAGUUUGCAAACACAUACUUUUUUUUAAACUUAAAUAUCAUGUUGUUUCCCAAAUAAUCUGCAGUUUUGGGUAGCCACCAUUACUGACAUAAGCCGCUGAAAAUAGUGUUUGGUCCAAUGUAUUAAGGCUGAAAUUCCCAACUCCUAGAAAAGUCCUGGAGGAAUACUUCUGACACAAACCCAGGUUUGAAACAGAUCUGUGGUUUUGUUUUGAAGUGGUCAAAUAAGUGGAACUAUAAUACAGGACGAGAAGGAAGUUCUUUGGAAAUGUAUCUUAACAGUGGCUUGGACAGAGUGUUACUUAAUUCUUUCCUUACAACUUGUAGUGUUACAGUUCAAACCUCAGCUUCAGGAAGAAAUUGCGGAGGUUGUUUUUCCUUUGUUUUCAACUUCUAUCGGUACAUAACUGAACCAGUGUUUUUGGGGGUUGGUUUUUUUUUAAGUUCUGAACUGUGACUUUAAAAUAGUAAUAGCAGUUUGCUAUGCAGAGAAGAUUUAAGUUCUGACACGUAGGAUAUCUGCAGUCUUUAUUGGUUUAAAACCAACUCUAUCAAAGUUUCAGGCUAUUAAAGUAGUGAAGCUCAUUGACAAUUUGACAGAUUUUGGAGGUUUUCAGUAACAACCUCUGAUGUUCUCCCUGAGUACUUUCCACCGAUGCUUUCUGUUCCUUACCAGUGAAAUGAAAAAUUCCAGUUCUCAGGAGUGGCUCGGCAAGUGCCUGGUCAUUUCCUUGUCCUUGCCAUCAGUGGAGCAAGACCGUUAGCUUUCUCAGGAACUGCACAGAGGGAGGGAAUCAUUUUCUCAGUGUAAUUAAAAUUUAUCUGGUAAGCAUGAACUCCAACCCCAGACUGUAGAAAGCUAUGUUGGCUUAUUUAUAUAACUGGUGGGGACUUUGUAUAAUAUUAAUAACAAGAGAAGAUUUCUUUUUAAUUAUAUGUAUUAUAAAAUACAAUCAGAUGCAAUAAAACUUCACCUGGAAAAAAAAUAUAAGUGUAGUAUGUAGU
Messenger RNA from Falco peregrinus (peregrine falcon), 3714 nucleotides. It is a transcript of the gene GSAP, whose product is annotated as gamma-secretase activating protein. The transcript is spliced from 31 exons. Gene Ontology annotation, biological process: positive regulation of amyloid-beta formation. Gene Ontology annotation, cellular component: trans-Golgi network. The coding region runs from base 121 to 2658 and encodes 845 amino acids. The record is from RefSeq and is a predicted model, not a curated record. NCBI's taxonomy places the organism in Eukaryota, Metazoa, Chordata, Aves, Falconiformes, Falconidae.